Saccoglossus kowalevskii is the source of this 1997-nucleotide messenger RNA. RefSeq lists its product as uncharacterized. The record is from RefSeq and is a predicted model, not a curated record. Lineage: Eukaryota; Metazoa; Hemichordata; Enteropneusta; Harrimaniidae.
AUGGCGUAUCAUCCUAGCAGCGUCUCACAUAACAAACGAUACAAAGACAGUGUUUAUGGCACAAUCUACGGAGCAUGCAUUGGCAAUGCUAUAGGAACAUUGACUGAGGACAUGAAAAAGCGCCAAGUGAAUCAUAAAUAUCCAUCCAAAUAUUUACAAUCAUAUAUUAGAGAAGCGCUACGUACAUUUCGUGGAGGAAUGACAGGAUCAGGCUGCAGAAUACAUGAUAGCGACUUGAUGUUUUUAGUUGUACAAUCUAUUACUGAAUGCAAUGGACAGAUUGAUGCAAAGGAUCUUAUCGACAGAUUACGUCUUCUCGACAGACAUGGUAUAGGACGCACUACACAUAAAGUGAUUAACCAUCGCUUGGCCAGCAUAGACCCACAUCUUGCUGCAAUCGAAGUUUGGAAAGACAGUGGUAAAGCAUCAGCACCAAAUGGAGCAGUUGUACGCACAUCUGUGGUUGGUAUCCACCAGUGUAACGACAUUCAGGAAGUAAUUAAGAACACCAUCAAUAUUUGCAAAAUGACACAUGCUGACCCACGAUGUGUUGCUUCUUGUAUUGCCGUGACAACAGGUAUUGCACUGAUGCUACAAGGCAACGAGUACUUCGAAAUCAAUGAAACAUGCUUUGAUCAUGCCAGAAAAUACCUUGCAUCACAAAAACAGGACAGGGAAAUGUAUAGCUACAUGAAUGUCGCAAAUUGUAGAGAUCUACACUUAGACGACGAAGGUUCUAGUUAUACUUUCAAGUGUGUUGGAGCAGGUUUUUGGGCUUUGAGACAGAACGAUUUCAGAGAAACGUUGAUUACGAUUGUUAAGGAGUUUUACCGUGAUGCAGAACUGGAAUACCAAUUGAAGGAAAGGGUAGACAAGCAUAAAGACCACCAGCGCAGAUGGAAGGUAGGCGAUUGGACCGACGAUAGCGAUCAGAUGAUUUUGAUAUUACAAUCACUGGUAGAUAAUAGUGGACAGGUUAAUCCGACAGACUUUGCGUACAAACUCUUAAAUUGGACGACAAAUGGAUUUCGCGAUCUUGGUGACACAGGAGGCCUUGGCAUAGGUACCACAACAUACAAAGUACUUAGUCAUUCAGUGUUUCGCAAUAACCCAAAACAGGCAGCUCAUGAGGUGUGGAGUUCUAGUGGUGGAUACUUGGCACCAAAUGGAGCAGUGAUGAGAACAUCAAUACUUGGCAUUCAUCAGUUUGAAGAUAUUGAAAUGGUCAAAGAGAACACGGUGAAAAUAUGUGAAACAACCCAUGCUGAUCCAAGAUGCAUUGCAUCCUGUGUUGCUGUGACGACGGCUAUUGCUUUGAUGUUACAAGGAAAACAUUUACGGCACUGCGGAGAAUACGAUGUGGAAAUGAUUGUGAAAGACAGUUUUAGACAUGCAAAGGAUUACUUGAAAAAUUGCUCGUAUAUUGAUGAGUUACAACGUUACAUGAACACAUGUGAUAUUAGAAGCUUGAGGCUAGAUGAGCCUGGAAAAAUCGGUUACACGUACAAAUGCUUAGGGGCUGGUUUCUGGGCCUUGCGACAGACAGAUUUCAGACGUGCUUUGACUAGUAUUGUAAAAGAGGCAGGUGACGCAGACACCAAUGGAGCAGUAGCCGGGGCAUUAUUAGGUUGCAAGCUUGGUUACAACAGAUUACCAAGAUCAUGGAAGGAGAACUUGAGAUACAAACAGUGGUUACAGUUAAAGAUUAUUAGUUUUCUAGAUAUGGAAAGAAUUUCCGAAAACUCAUCGCAUGCGCCAUCAACGUGUGAUUGGAAGUCAGAUUUAACACCGCCGGUGGGAGGAGUAUCUGCCUUUACUCGCACACGUGAUACGAUAUUGUCAUCUACAACUGAUAAUCGACACCCACGAUCGCAAUCACAAUCAGAGUUAUCAUCGUGGCAUCGUUUUUACCAAAACUGACUAUUGUCAAAUUAAGCAAUACACUAUGUCGAUGGCGAUGUGGGAAGCUCUUUUACGCGUAUUUAAUUAGAUAAAUG